Kluyveromyces lactis is the source of this 7236-nucleotide messenger RNA. It is a transcript of the gene PRP8, whose product is annotated as U4/U6-U5 snRNP complex subunit PRP8. Gene Ontology annotation, molecular function: U1 snRNA binding; U2 snRNA binding; pre-mRNA intronic binding. The record is from RefSeq and is a predicted model, not a curated record. Gene Ontology annotation, cellular component: U5 snRNP; catalytic step 2 spliceosome. Gene Ontology annotation, biological process: mRNA splicing, via spliceosome; spliceosomal tri-snRNP complex assembly. The coding region runs from base 1 to 7236 and encodes 2411 amino acids. NCBI's taxonomy places the organism in Eukaryota, Fungi, Ascomycota, Saccharomycetes, Saccharomycetales, Saccharomycetaceae. The transcript has a single exon.
AUGAGCGGCUUACCCCCACCGCCGCCACCGCCUCCGGGAUUUCCCAGUUAUGAUAUAACUUCAAAGAAUCACAAAUCUAAAGGUAACGAGAUGGAGAAGCAUAGAAGUCCAGUAGGUGCGCCACCACCUCCACCACCUGGUUUUUCCAGGGUAGAUCUGGGACCACCACCGCCCCCGCCUCCUGGAAUUCAGCCAGGUAUAGAUAUUCUUUCUGAUAAAGCGAAGAAUAACUUACCACCUCCACCACCACCACCUCCAUCGUCAUCUUCAACAUCUAUGAUAGACGAAGCACAGAAUGACGAUCAGCACUAUAACGGUCUUUCGAGGGAUACAAAAAAGAUCAGGAAAGGGAAGAAAAGAGUAGCUCAGAAAAAAUCGGGCUUAGUUCAUUCACAUAAGGUAGAAAUGCCACCGGAACAUCUCAGGAAAAUAUUAAAUGAUCACAUGGAUAUGACUUCAUCAAGAUUCAACUCCGAUAAGAGAGCACAUUUGAAUGCACUAAGAUAUUUACCCCAUGCUAUAUUGAAACUUUUGGAGAAUAUGCCGCAACCUUGGGAACAAGUAAAAGCUGUCAAAGUUUUAUAUCAUGUAUCAGGUGCUAUAACAUUUGUAAAUGAGAUUCCUAGAGUGAUAGAACCAGUUUACACUGCGCAAUGGUCAACGAUGUGGAUCGCAAUGAGAAGAGAAAAGAGAGAUAGAAAGCAUUUUAAAAGAAUGAGAUUCCCUCCUUUUGACGACGAUGAACCUCCCUUGACAUACUCUGAUACCAUUGAGAAUCUAGAACCUUCAGAAGCCAUAACUUUAGACUUGGAUAAUUAUGCUCAUGAUGGCGUAAAAGACUGGAUUUAUGAUACACGUCCCCUAGAGGAUAAUGCGAAAGCAGUCAACGGAAGCUCAUACAAACGUUGGAAACUUGACAAUGGAGUCAUGUGCAGCUUAUACAGAUUGGCAAAACCACUCAUUGAAGAGUCGAAUUCCGAUAAAAACGCAAAAUACUUGUUUGAGCAAAAGGCUUUCUUUACUUCCAAAGCGCUAAAUAACAGUCUUCCAGGUGGCCCCAAAUUUGAGCCUCUAUAUCCAAACGAAGAAGAGGAAGAUUAUAACGAAUUCAAUUCAAUAGAUAGAGUAAUUUUCCGCAUACCUAUACGAACAGAGUACCAGAUCGCUUUCCCUCAAAUAUAUGCAGCUCGACCAAGAUCUGUUGAAACAUUGUGGUACCAUGAUCCGCUCUCGUGUACCGUUAAAUCUGAAAUGGAGCACUCAUCUGCUACCUUUUUUUUCGGACAGUCUCUCAACCCAACUAUUUCGCAUUCCCUGCCCCAUUUCCACACAACUGCAGAAAACACCAGAGAUAACUCUUUUAGGAUUCCAAUGGAUGUCAGACCUUUAAUGGAAACACAAGAACUAUUUUUUCCCACUACUAAUGAAGCAAUGUCAUUAUAUCAUGCACCAUAUCCAUACAACAAAAGAUCGGGUAAAACCACCAGAGCUCAGGAUGUCGCUCUAAUAAAAAGGUGGUACCAAGAACAUCCUGAUGAAAGAUAUCCUAACAAAGUAAAGAGUUCCCACCAAAGACUAUUGAAGAAUAUUGUAGCAAAUGAACUCCAUACCGAUGACCACACUUCAAAAAAGAAAGUUAAGUUGUUACAAAGUCUAGCAAAUACUAAAUUCUUCCAAGAAACAACGAUAGAUUGGGUUGAGGCCGGCUUACAAGUCUGCAAACAAGGUCACAGUAUGCUCAAUCUCUUGAUUCACAAAAAAGGCCUUACGUACUUACAUCUUGAUUACAAUUUCAAUUUAAAGCCAACUAAAACCCUUACAACGAAGGAGAGAAAGAAGGCAAGAUUUGGGAAUGCUUUCCAUUUAAUAAGAGAAAUUUUAAAAAUAAUAAAGUUGUUGGUAGAUUCUCAUGUUCAAUAUAGGAUGGGAAAUGUCGAUGCGUUUCAGCUUGCUGAUGGAUUGUACUAUAUUUUGAACCACACAGGACAACUCACAGGUAUCUAUAGGUACAAGUACAAAGUCAUGCAUCAAAUUCGUACAUGUAAAGAUCUAAAACAUGUCGUGUAUUAUAGAUUCAAUAAAAUUAUCGGGAAAGGUCCAGGAUGUGGUUUCUGGCAGCCUGCAUGGAGAGUUUGGAUAUUCUUCCUUCGAGGCAUAAUACCGAUUCUAGAAAGGUGGCUAGGAAAUUUACUCACUCGUCAGUUUGAGGGAAGAUCAACUGAUGUUGUUAAAACUACUACUAAACAAAGACUCGAUGCUUACUAUGACUUAGAACUACGAGCAUCUGUUAUGAAUGACAUUUUGGACAUGAUUCCCGAUGGAAUAAAGCAGAGCAAGGCAAGGACAAUUUUACAGCACUUAUCUGAGGCUUGGAGAUGCUGGAAAGCCAAUGUUCCCUGGGAAGUUCCAGGAAUGCCCGAGCCAAUAAAAAACAUUAUAGAAAGAUAUGUGAAAGCAAAAGCUGACGGUUGGACAUCUCAAGCUCACUAUAAUCGUGAUAGAAUCAAAAGUGGUGCCCAUGUCGAAAAAAUUGUAUUGAAGAAAAAUUUAGGCAGAUUAACUAGACUUUGGAUAAAACAUGAGCAGGAAAGGCAAAAGGAAAUUGAGAAAGCAGGUCCCGAAGUAACCCCAGCAGAAGCAAGUGCAGUGUUCUCGGCAAUGGUAGAUUGGCUUGAUGCCAGGAACUUCUCACCUAUCCCGUUCCCUCCUUUGACUUAUAAAAACGAUACGAAGAUUUUGGUUUUGGCACUUGAGAAUUUAAAAGAGCAAUACGUUUCAAAAGUCAGGCUAAAUGCCCAGGAACGUGAAGAGUUAGCUUUAAUUGAAGAGGCAUAUGACAAUCCUCAUGAUACCUUGAAUAGAAUUAAAAAACUAUUGCUAACCCAAAGAUUAUUCAAGCCAAUACAACUAACAAUGAUGGAUCAUUAUCAACACAUAUCUCCAGUCUAUAACGUUGAUCCGUUGGAGAAAAUUACCGAUGCAUAUCUUGACCAGUAUCUAUGGUAUGAAGCUGACAGAAGGCAGCUUUUCCCUAGUUGGAUAAAGCCAGGUGACUCAGAAAUCCCGCCACUUCUUGUUUACAAAUGGUGUCAAGGCAUUAACAACUUAGAUUCUGUAUGGGACAUCAGCAAAGGGCAAUCGACCGUAUUGUUGCAAACUGAUUUACAAGAAUUCGUUGAAAAGAUGGAUUUGACACUAAUAAACAGGCUCCUAAGGUUAAUUAUCGAUCCGACAUUAGCGGAUUACAUUACUGCAAAGAAUAAUGUCAGUUUGAUCUUUAAGGAUAUGAAUCAUGUUAACAAAUAUGGUCUAAUAAGGGGAUUACAAUUUGCACCAUUUGUUUAUCAAUUUUAUGGUUUAAUGAUUGAUAUUCUCAUCUUGGGACAUGAAAGGGCACAGGAACUAGCAGGCCCUCCAAACGAACCAUCUGAAUUCUUGCAAUUUCCAGAUAAAGCUACUGAAACGAAGAGCCCAAUUCGCCUCUACUCACGCUAUCUUGACAAAAUCCAUAUUUUAUUCCACUUUGAAGAAUCUGAGUCUGAUGAGCUUAUCCAAGACUAUUUGAUGGAAAACCCCGAUCCAAAUUUUGAAAAUUCUGUUGGUUAUAACAACAAGAAAUGCUGGCCUAGAGACGCCCGCAUGAGGUUAAUCAGACACGAUGUUAAUCUAGGUCGUGCUGUUUUCUGGGAACUUACAUCUAGGGUACCAAAAUCACUUGUUAACAUAACGUGGGAGAAUACUCUUUCUUCAGUUUAUAGCAAGAAUAAUCCUAAUUUACUUUUCACUAUGUGCGGUUUUGAGGUGAGAAUACUACCGAAAUCUCGGAUGGAAGAUGUCAUUUCUCAUGAUGAGGGUGUAUGGGAUUUGGUGUUGGACUCCACAAAAGAACGGACUGCCAAAGCGUUUUUACAGGUAUCACAAGAAGCUAUUGAUGAGUUUAGAGGUCGUAUUCAAAGUAUUUUGAUGGGUUCCGGCUCCACAACUUUUACAAAAAUUGUGGGCAAAUGGAAUACUGCACUAAUCGCUUUGUUUACCUAUUUUAGAGAAUCUAUCGUCACGACAGAACCGUUACUCGACUUACUCGUGAAAUCUGAGACUAGAGUUCAAAAUAGAGUAAAACUCGGCUUAAAUUCUAAAAUGCCAACAAGGUUCCCUCCAGCAGUGUUUUAUACACCUAAAGAGUUAGGUGGUUUGGGAAUGCUCAGCGCAUCGCACAUUUUAAUUCCCGCUUCUGACUUGAGGUGGUCAAAACACACAGAUACUGGAAUAACACAUUUCAGGGCAGGGAUGUCCCACGAAGAUGAGAAGAUGAUACCAACAAUUUUCCGAUACAUUACUACCUGGGAGAACGAAUUUUUGGACUCACAGAGAGUAUGGGCGGAUUAUGCUGCUAAAAGACAAGAAGCCAUAAAACAAAAUCGUAGGUUGGCAUUUGAAGAAUUAGAGGGUUCUUGGGAUAGAGGUAUACCGCGGAUCAGUACCAUAUUCCAAAAAGAUAGGCAUACGCUAGCCUAUGAUAAGGGUCACAGGAUUAGGCGACAAUUCAAAGAGUAUUCAGUGGAACGUAGUAAUGCUUUCUGGUGGACAAAUAAUCGUCAUGAUGGUAAAUUAUGGAACUUGAAUGCCUAUCGUACGGAUGUCAUUCAGGCCUUAGGGGGUAUCGAAACAAUUCUUGAGCACACAUUAUUUAAAGGAACUGGCUUUAAAUCAUGGGAAGGACUUUUCUGGGAGAAAGCCUCUGGUUUUGAAGAUUCAAUGCAGUUCAAGAAACUUACUCAUGCACAAAGAACUGGUUUGAGUCAGAUCCCUAAUCGUAGGUUUACGUUAUGGUGGUCUCCGACGAUUAAUAGAGCGAACGUCUACGUUGGGUUUUUGGUGCAAUUGGAUUUAACAGGAAUAUUCUUGCACGGUAAAAUUCCAACAUUGAAGAUAUCUUUAAUUCAAAUUUUCCGAGCACAUCUAUGGCAAAAAAUCCACGAAAGUGUGGUUUUCGACAUCUGUCAAAUUCUGGACGGCCAAAUGGAUAUACUACAGAUUGAAUCUGUUCAAAAAGAAUCAAUUCAUCCACGUAAGUCGUAUAAGAUGAAUUCGUCUGCUGCUGACAUCACAUUGAACAGUAUUUACAAAUGGAAGGUUAGCAGACCAACAUUGUUGCAUCAGACGAAAGAUUCUUUCGACGCUACCACAACUGACAAAAUGUGGAUCGAUGUGCAGCUUAGAUAUGGUGACUAUGAUUCUCAUGAUAUAUCAAGAUAUGUCCGUGCGAAAUUUUUAGAUUACACCACAGAUAACGUGAGCUUGUACCCGUCUCCUACUGGUAUUAUGAUCGGUAUUGACUUGGCCUAUAAUAUUUACGACUCCUAUGGAACGUGGUUUGAGGGAUUGAAGCCCUUGAUACACAACGGUAUGAAAACAAUAAUGAAAGCUAAUCCAGCACUUUACGUUUUGAGGGAGCGUAUCAGGAAAGGUCUUCAGAUAUAUCAAUCUCAAGUUCAAGAGCCAUUUUUGAACUCAUCCAACUACGCAGAGCUAUUUUCCAAUGACACAAAAUUCUUUAUCGAUGAUACGAAUGUUUACCGGGUCACUGUUCAUAGAACUUAUGAAGGCAAUGUGGCUACUAAGCCUAUCAACGGAUGCGUGUUUACUUUAAAUCCGAAAACAGGUGAACUAUAUUUGAAAAUAAUUCACACUUCGGUGUGGGCGGGGCAGAGCAGAUUGGCUCAAUUGGCAAAAUGGAAAACCGCAGAAGAAGUAAGUGCAUUGGUUAGAUCGUUACCCAAAGAAGAACAACCUAAACAAAUUAUAGUUACUAGAAAAGCUAUGAUGGACCCUAUGGAAGUACACAUGUUAGAUUUCCCAAACAUUUCGAUUCGUCCAACUGAGCUCAGAUUACCUUUUUCUUCUGUUUUGAACAUAGAAAAAUUAAAUGAUGUUGUUUUAAGCGCUACAGAACCGCAGAUGGUUUUGUUCAACAUUUAUGAUGACUGGCUAACUCGAGUUUCUGCCUACACUGCUUUCUCUAGAUUGAUAUUGCUAUUAAGAGCGCUCAAAACCAAUGAAGAAAAAGCCAAAAUGAUUCUAUUAGAGGAUCCUACAAUCCCAACGAGAGCUAAUCAUCUAUGGCCUUCUUUUACUGAUGAUCAGUGGAUUGAAAUUGAGACGAAGAUGCGUGAUCUAAUUCUCUUAGAGUAUGGUCAAAAAUACAAUGUAAACAUUGCUUCUUUGACUCAAACUGAAAUCAAGAAUUUGAUUUUAGGACAGAACAUUAGAGCUCCAUCUGUUCAGAGGCAGAAGAUGGCAGAAUUGGAGGCUGCAAGAAAUCAGAAAACUGAUGAGUCGUCGCAGUCUGCCACGGCAGCCAUGAAGCUAAAAACAAUCAAUGCUCAAGGUGAAGAAAUUACAGUGGUGUCAUCCAGCAAUUAUGAGUCCCAAUCUUUCAGUUCGAAAAAUGCUUGGCGGUCAAAUGCAAUCUCCAAUUCAUUGCUACAUUUGAAGCUUAAGAACAUAUAUGUUACUGCCGAAGAUUUUGUAGAAGAUAAAGAUGUCCUCGUAUUCCCACGGAACUUGUUGAAGAAGUUUGUCACAAUAGCUGAUGUCGAUGUCCAAAUUGCAGGGUAUAUGUACGGGUCACCUGUAAAAGAUCACCCUAAUGUGAAGGAAAUUAAGACGAUAGCACUUGUCCCUCAACUCGGCAGUUCCGCAACUGUUCGCAUAUCUCCUCCCCCCUCAUCUUCCAAAUAUCUCAACGACAUGGAACUGUUGGGAUGGAUACAUACCCAAAAAGUCGAUUCCAAAUUCAUGUCACCAUCUGAAGUGAUCACUCAUUCCAAAAUGUUUUCAGAUCAUAACGAAAGUGCUGUUGAUUUGUGCAUAAAUCUAAUCCCAGGUGCCGUAUCAAUUACAGGAUAUACGUUAAGCACUACGGGUUUCAACUGGGGCUUACAAUCGAAAGACAUAACGGACCCUUCACCAGAAGGGUUUGAAGCUUCAUUUAGCGAGACUGCACAGAUUUUAUUAUCUGAACGCAUUAUGGGCAAUUUCUUGGUACCUUCGUCAUCGAUAUGGAAUUACGCUUUCAUGGGAACUGCUUUUAGCGAAGAUCUACCUUACGAAUUGAAAUUAGACAUCCCACUAGAGUUCUAUAAUGAACUCCAUCGUGCUCCUCACUUCAUACAAUUCUCUGAACUUGCUGGAGAUGAGGAAUUAGAACCGGAUCAAGAAAAUCUAUUCGCUUAA